This is a messenger RNA of Gossypium raimondii (Peruvian cotton), 1553 nucleotides long. RefSeq lists its product as uncharacterized. NCBI's taxonomy places the organism in Eukaryota, Viridiplantae, Streptophyta, Magnoliopsida, Malvales, Malvaceae. The transcript has 14 exons. The record is from RefSeq and is a predicted model, not a curated record. The coding region runs from base 1 to 1209 and encodes 402 amino acids.
AUGUCCGAGCUAACAAUUAAUGCACAAGCCGAUGGUGGAGUUAUUAAGAAAACAAAAGACAGUGUCCGUUUCAUUAUCACGACAAUUAUUGGAUUUGCUUUAGGAUUCUUCAUUGGUUCUUCAUUUCCAUUCUUUUCUCAUUACAAGGUUUACUUACCUUCAAGCCAUAGAUCAUCUAUUGAUGUAGCAACAGCAUCUAAUGACCAAGGUUUAUUUGUAGUAAAAUUUCCUCAAACAAAUGUGGUCAAUGUUCCCAUAGUACCCAAGAAAUAUAUUCGAAGGAAUCCUCGGGGUUCAAAAUUAUUACCACCUCGAAUCAAUGUUCCAGAAUCUGACCUUCAUCUUCGCAGAUUAUAUGGUUUACCUCCUCUGGAUUUGAAGAGGAAACCAAAGUAUUUAGCAGCAUUUUCAGUUGGUAUUCAUCAAAUGAAUAAUAUUGAUGCAUGUGUUAAAAAGUUUUCUGAGGAUUUCCAAAUUGUGCUGUUUCAUUAUGAUGGGAAGACAACUGAAUGGGACCAAUUUGAAUGGUCAAAGAAAGCAAUCCAUGUUACUGCCAGCAAACAAACAAAAUGGUGGUAUGCGAAAAGGUUUUUGCACCCUGAUGUUGUUGCUGCAUAUGAAUAUAUUUUCAUAUGGGAUGAAGAUGUUGGAGUGGAACACUUCAAUGCAGACAGAUACAUAGAGCUGGUGAAGAAACAUGGUCUGGAGAUCUCACAACCAGGUUUGGGGCCCAAUGAUAUAGUUACAUGGGAGAUGACAAGGAGGAGAGAGGGCCAAGAGGUUCACAAGGUUAGCCUCGAGAGACCAGGCUGGUGUAGCGAUCAACAUUUGCCACCAUGUGCUGCUUUUGUGGAAAUUAUGGCGCCUGUAUUUUCUCGUGAUGCCUGGCGAUGUGUAUGGUAUAUGAUUCAGAAUGAUCUUGUGCACGGAUGGGGAUUGGAUUUUGCUCUCAGAAGAUGUGUUGAGCCCGCACAUGAAAAAAUUGGAGUAGUAGAUUCAGAGUGGAUUAUUCAUAAAGUAAUCCCUUCUCUUGUAAAUCAGGAAGUGACUCCGGAUUCAAAUAACAUAAAUUUCUCUAAGGGAGUGACCAAAUUUGGGAAAUCUCGUAGGCAAGAGGUUAGAAUAAGGUGCAAAAACGAGUGGUCGAUUUUUCAGGAUCGUCUCGCCAAUGCCGACAAGGCAUACCAUGCUCAGUUCGGAAAUGGGUAAUUUUUGGUUUUUGGUUUUUUGCUCAAAUGUAAGAUCGGCUUCUAAACCAUAUUACUUUUCUCACUUAGGUGCUUAAGGUUAAACUAUCAAUUUUGUCUCAUUUGUCCUAAAACUUUAGGUAUCUUAGUGUAAAAAUGAUAUAGUCUAAGGACCAAUUUUGGAAUUAAACCUUUUAAAUUUGUUUUUCCUCACACUUCCCUCAUUUAUCUUUGAUGUUUGUUAGGGUUCAGUUUUUGACUCUCUCUUUUUCCUGAAAAAGUGUGAAUUCAAGUUUGGAUUGUUUCGGGUUUGUGUUGUUUUGGGUUCGAGAUUGAGACUUGAACAUUUUAGAUUGAAUUAUUUUU